This is a messenger RNA of Aspergillus japonicus CBS 114.51, 318 nucleotides long. RefSeq lists its product as uncharacterized. The record is from RefSeq and is a predicted model, not a curated record. The transcript has a single exon. Lineage: Eukaryota; Fungi; Ascomycota; Eurotiomycetes; Eurotiales; Aspergillaceae. The coding region runs from base 64 to 231 and encodes 55 amino acids.
CGCAAGCUCUAUGAUUUCUAGCUCAUUUCGCUCUGAACAGCUAUGCUAAACAACUAAGACAACAUGCUCACUCAAUACAGUGCAUGUGUAAGGUGUAAUGACAGGGUAGUCGAGAAAUGUACAAUAACAGGCCAUACAGGUCAAGGUCAUAAGGUGAAAUUCAUAAAACACAGGGUGAAUGAAAAGGGUAAAAAAGAAGGGCAAAAACAACACAAAAGUAGUGAUCUGUGAGAUAAACACAGAAGAAGGGAAAAAGAGUACUAAUCCACCAUGUCCAAAAUCAGAGGGAAUCGACGUGGAUUUCAUCAUGGUACAAUA